AUGGAGAAAUUAUUGAUAUUCGUCUUUGUGUUUACUCUCUCUUUGUUCAGCGUAAUAAGUCAUUCUCACACCGCAUUUAAUGUGCUUGACUAUGGCGCAGUUGGUAAUGGUCGAACUGAUGAUACCCAUGCUUUUUCGAGAGCGUGGGAAGCAACAUGCAUGUCAUCAUCGUCUUCUUCGACCAUGGAUGUUCCUUCGGGGAAGACAUUCUUGAUCAAUUAUUUACACUUCCAUGGCCCUUGCAAUAAAAAAUCGAUUAAUAUUAAGAUAAAUGGAAAUAUAAUUGCACCAAGUGAACCAUCGGUGUGGAGAUGCGAAAAUAAUAACUGCCAUAACUGGAUGGAUUUUAGACACGUUGAUAAUCUGUCCAUACGUGGAAAUGGUGUAAUAACUGGCGAUGGAGAUAAAUGGUGGCACACUAGUGAGCUUCACUCGAGGCCAAAUGCUUUAAAGAUAUCAUCCGCUAACAAUGUUACUCUAAGUGGUCUUACCUUUAAGGAUAUUCCUCAUAUGCAUGUCAUCCUGGAUUCCUUAACAUCAGUUCAUGUCUCGAAUAUAACAAUCGAUAGUCCAGGAGAUAGUCCAAACACCGAUGGCAUCCACAUUACAGGGUCGACUAAUGUUGUCGUCGAUCAUUGCCGUAUUGGAACAGGCGAUGAUUGCAUUUCCAUAGUAUCUGGAACAUCAAAUGUGAAGAUUAGCAACAUCGUAUGUGGACCUGGGCAUGGCAUAAGCGUUGGAAGUUUAGGCAAGAAUGGAAACCAUGACAUAGUCGAAAAUGUGGAAGUUAGCAAUGUUGUAUUCAUACGAACCAUGAAUGGUGCCAGAAUAAAGACAUGGCAGGGAGGCAGUGGAUUUGCUAGAAACAUGGUCUUCGAGAAAAUCUUGAGUCACGAAUCAAGCAGAAUCAUCGACAUUGAUCAAUUCUACUGUGAUCACAUGCAUUGCGUAACACAAGAAUCAGCACUAAAAGUUAGCAACAUCACCUUUAGACAAAUACUAGGAACCUCGUCAAAGCACACUGCAGUCAAUUUAGAAUGCAGUUCGUCCGUUCCAUGUACAGAUAUAGUUCUCGACGACAUUUACAUUGUACAGAACGACAAACAAAGAGCUUCAGUUGCGUGUAACAAUGCUUAUGGAAGAGUACAAGGAAUGAACGUUCCUGAUAUACGUUGCUUAAAUCAAAUGUAGAUUUUUAGUAUAUAGUGUGACGGCUGAAAUAUUGAUUAGUGUCUAUUAGCUAAAUUAAUAGGCCUCAAAAUACUUGAUUUAAAAGCUUAAAUUUUUAGAGAA
This is a messenger RNA of Olea europaea var. sylvestris, 1293 nucleotides long. Its product is annotated as probable polygalacturonase At3g15720. Gene Ontology annotation, molecular function: polygalacturonase activity. Gene Ontology annotation, biological process: carbohydrate metabolic process. Bases 1 to 1191 code for a protein of 396 amino acids. The transcript is spliced from 9 exons. NCBI's taxonomy places the organism in Eukaryota, Viridiplantae, Streptophyta, Magnoliopsida, Lamiales, Oleaceae. The record is from RefSeq and is a predicted model, not a curated record.